AUGAUGAAUCAGAAAAUGAUGAUGAGACAUAAUACAAAUUCAUCAUAUGAAGCCGAUAAUCAUAAGCAUUAUAGAAUUACAAUUGGAGAAAUGAUAAAUGAUUAUAAGUUGAUUAAUAAAUGUCGUAUGGGAGUGUUUGCUAAUGUGUGCAAAGCAAUCAAAAUGGAUAGGAAUAUGCUAUCAAAUCUAUCAGAGCAGAAGAUCUCUACAUUAGAUCUGGAGAGAGAAAGAUAAAUUUUAAAGCAAUUGAACGUGGCUGAUCCAAAUAAUAUAAAGCAUAAUCUCAGAUUGAUUGAAAGUUUCGAACAUAGAAACAUCUACUUAAAUCUUAGAAAUGCCUUGAAGAAAUACACUAAGGGAUAAGGAAUUAACUUAUAGGCAAUUAGAUCCUAUGCUAUGUAGUUGUUAGUUGCCGAAUCCCAUCUGAGAAAACAAAAUAUCGUUUAUGCUGAUAUCUCGCCAGAUAAUAUAUUAUUAUCAGCUAAUACAAAUUGUUGA
This is a messenger RNA of Paramecium tetraurelia, 498 nucleotides long. RefSeq lists its product as uncharacterized. The transcript is spliced from 2 exons. Gene Ontology annotation, biological process: peptidyl-threonine phosphorylation; peptidyl-serine phosphorylation. The record is from RefSeq and is a predicted model, not a curated record. Gene Ontology annotation, molecular function: protein serine/threonine kinase activity; ATP binding. NCBI's taxonomy places the organism in Eukaryota, Ciliophora, Oligohymenophorea, Peniculida, Parameciidae.